AAAGCUCAUCUCAUUCUCUCAACCUCUAUUUCCACACACACAACACACAUUCUUUCUCUCUAACAUCUUACUUUCUUUGAAUUCUUCUCUGUACUUCUUGCAGAGUUUCUCAACUGAGAAGGAAAAGAAAUGGUAAAAGAAACUGAAUACUAUGAUAUUCUUGGGGUCAGCCCUUCUGCCUCUGAGGAGGAAAUUCGCAAAGCUUACUACCUUAAGGCGAGACAAGUUCACCCUGAUAAGAAUCCGAAUGAUCCUCAGGCAGCUGAACGAUUUCAGGUACUAGGAGAAGCAUACCAAGUUUUGAGUGAUCCAGUGCAGAGGGACACCUAUGAUCGCAAUGGGAAGUACUGUAUAUCUAAGGAAACGAUGCUUGAUCCUACUGCAGUAUUUGCUCUUCUAUUUGGGAGUGAACUUUUUGAAGACUAUAUAGGUCACUUAGCUGUGGCGUCAAUGGCCUCUACCGAAUUUGCUGGUGAAAGUGAUAAUCCUGACAAAGUCCACGACAGACUCAAGGUGGUUCAAAGAGAAAGAGAAGAAAAGCUUGCUAGGAAACUAAGAGAUUUUCUUCACCAUUAUGUCCGUGGCGACAAAGAAGGCUUCUUAAAACAAGCUGAAUCCGAAGCAGAGAGACUCUCACAUGCAGCUUUUGGAGCUGAAAUUUUGCACACAAUUGGGUACAUAUACACAAGGCAAGCAGCACUUCAGCUAGGGAAAAAAGCUAUUUACCUUGGAGUCCCAUUUGUAGCCGAGUGGGUUCGUAAUAAAGGGCAUUUCUGGAAGUCGCAAUUUACUGCAGCAAAAGGUGCUUUUCAGUUGCUGCAACUUCAGGAAGAUAUCAGGCGCCAAUUCAAGAUGGAUGGUAGUAGUCCAGAAAAUGAUAUGGAAUCGCAUCUAAGACUGAAUAAAGACACUCUCAUGAAUUCACUAUGGAAACUGAAUGUGGUCGACAUUGAAAUAACUCUACUACACGUUUGUCAAAUGGUUCUACAAGACAACAGUGUAAGGAAGGAAGAACUCAGAUUGCGAGCAGUGGCGUUGAAAAUCCUAGGAAAAGUUUUCCAGAGUCAGAAGAACAUGCAAAAUGCUGGAACAUCAAAGAAGAAAAUUGCUUCAGCAGAUGCAGACGACAGCAGUUCUGAUAGUAGCGACGAAGACGAUUCACCAAGAUCACUCAAUUAUCGUACUCCUUUACUUACUCAGGGAAUUGGAAGACUCUUCAGGUGUCUCUGUAACCCAGCAUUUGAUGUAGAUGAUGAAGAAAUUGUGUAUAGAGGAAGAUGAGAGGCUAUGAAUCUUUCAUAAUUUGUGCACCAGUGAUCAGCUGCAUGCCUCAACUACAUUUUUUUUAACAGAAGACAGUCUUUGGGGAAAGCCAAAAGGGCUAAAACCUGUUGUUUCAAAAACUUGUGCAUUUCUAUAGUAGUGACUGAGGUAUGUUAACCUAUUGUUUGAACAACAUGGUUAUUACUGCAUUACUUCCAUCAUCCGAUUGUUCUAUUAACCUAACAAUAACUACUUUCUUGCCACUAUUUCGGCUGAUAAUCCUCAGG
Sesamum indicum (sesame) is the source of this 1550-nucleotide messenger RNA. Its product is annotated as DNAJ heat shock N-terminal domain-containing protein. NCBI's taxonomy places the organism in Eukaryota, Viridiplantae, Streptophyta, Magnoliopsida, Lamiales, Pedaliaceae. The record is from RefSeq and is a predicted model, not a curated record.